This is a messenger RNA of Striga hermonthica, 153 nucleotides long. NCBI's taxonomy places the organism in Eukaryota, Viridiplantae, Streptophyta, Magnoliopsida, Lamiales, Orobanchaceae. The record is from the annotation of a GenBank genome assembly.
CACAAGUGCUACAUUGUUGCGACCUGUGAUCGGGACUUGAAGCGAAGAAUUCGUAAGGUCCCUGGGGUACCAAUCAUGUAUAUUACUCAGCACAAAUAUUCCAUUGAACGGCUGCCUGAAGCUACGAUAGGCGGCGGUAGGAAUAAAAUAUAA